UGGGAAAAGUAAGUAUUGCCGUUGCGUUCGUUUCCUGCCUCCCGUGGAUCUUCAAUUCUCAAGAGUGAGUUCGGCGCGAGGGCACCGACGACGACCAGAGAGGCCUACCCAAGAAAACAAGAGCUGGUGGUGCAUCCUCGUCCUUAGCGCGCAAGCGAACGCGACGCGAGAGAGAGGAGGGAUCGAUGGAUCGACCCCAGGUGGUUACUGAGAACUAUGCCAACCCUGUGACAUGCCUCUUCCAUGUGCUCUUCAAGGCGGGGGCGCUGGCGUUCUACAUCUUGUUUUCGCUCUUCGUGAAGAGCUUUGUCAUCAUAUUUGUUAUCACCGUGUUCCUCGCGGCGCUUGACUUCUGGGUGGUGAAGAACGUGAGCGGCAGGAUAUUGGUCGGGAUGCGGUGGUGGAAUGAGAUUGAUGAUGAUGGCAACAGCGUGUGGAAGUUUGAGUGUCUUGAUGGCGAGGCUCUUGCUCGGAUGAACAAAAAGGACUCAUGGCUGUUCUGGUGGACUCUUUACUUGACUGCUGCUGCAUGGCUUAUUCUUGGGAUAUUUUCACUCAUCAGACUUGAAGCUGAUUACCUUCUUGUUGUUGGAGUUUGCUUGACUCUAAGCAUUGCAAACAUUGUUGGCUUCACCAGAUGCAACAAAGAUGCCAAGAAGAAUAUCCGGGGUUAUUUUGAAGGCCAUGCCCAAAAUGCAAUCACAUCCCGCAUCACAUCCACCCUGCAAUCAGCAUUUGGGGUUAUCUAAAGCCCAAACCACCGAACUGCAAAGAGGCCCUUCUUGAAUACAACAAUGUAAAAUCUGUCAAAAAGGAUUAGCAUGCAUUAUCCCAUUUCCCAUACAUUUUUGUUGACCCAAUACACCAAGUAGGUUGAUUUUGAUUGGAAUGACAGAAAACAACUUGUUAGUACUGCCUUUCGAAGGAAAAAAAAAGCGUUUUUAGAGUGUAUCAUUUGGGUUUUGACCCUGGAACCUGUCUUCUAGUGCAGCGUCUUGUUGAUUCCAUGUUAUUAUAGUUUCUUGUGCAUCUGAAUUAGCGACUAUAUUUUCUGAAAUUUUAUGCAACAAGGCCAGUUGAGAGC
Molecule: messenger RNA, 1084 nt
Organism: Oryza brachyantha (malo sina)
Lineage: Eukaryota; Viridiplantae; Streptophyta; Magnoliopsida; Poales; Poaceae
Product: Golgi apparatus membrane protein-like protein ECHIDNA
Exons: 6
Coding region: 186-749 (187 amino acids)
Biological process (GO): vesicle-mediated transport; protein secretion
Cellular component (GO): Golgi membrane
Source: RefSeq, a predicted model, not a curated record